Messenger RNA from Acromyrmex echinatior (Panamanian leafcutter ant), 1625 nucleotides. Its product is annotated as ras-related protein Rab-32. The record is from RefSeq and is a predicted model, not a curated record. Gene Ontology annotation, cellular component: trans-Golgi network; lysosome; phagocytic vesicle. Gene Ontology annotation, biological process: endosome to lysosome transport; phagosome-lysosome fusion. NCBI's taxonomy places the organism in Eukaryota, Metazoa, Arthropoda, Insecta, Hymenoptera, Formicidae. Gene Ontology annotation, molecular function: GTPase activity; GTP binding.
AUUCAUCCCUGCGUUUUUGACGGGGAACAAAAUGGGAGCGAGGAUGGAGAUCUUUUUGCAUAUGUCCGACAUAUUGCAUCUAAUCUCGUUAUUUAUUAACGACGUCUAAUCGUUAUUUAUUGUUUGAUCCACGUACGUUUAAUUGCCGAGCGGAAAUGGAAUCGUAACUAUCUUCCAAAGAGUUUAGGAAAACCAAUACGCGCGUGUAAAUGUAUGUGAUGAUGUCUGGCUCGCCUUUAUCCAGCCACCGCCAUACAGAAACCGAGAAGGUUCGAUCGAAGCCAACAAUCGCUGCCGUGUUACUCGUUACAAAGAGGUGUAUGCGCAAAAUAAAGGCCUGCACUUUUUACGAAACUAUCUUGACGACUUCACUCCUCACCUAUUUGUCCAAUAUAUUUAACAUUGACUUCUUGCGAAAAGAUUUUUAAAAAAUUUAAUUAAGACCUUGUAUAUAAAAAUCGUAAGAAAGACGGCAGCGUGUUUACGGCGAGGUGAGAUAACAGAGAAAAUGAUUACUGAUACGAACUACUGCCUGAGAGGGGAGCGAGACAGUGAAGCGACCCGCGGGGUCGUCCGUCUCUUUCGUCUUCUUCUGUUAUCGUUUAUUACCGUUGACAAGAAUCCGACAGUGCAAAGUGUGUUGUUGAAGCGAUCGAAUCGAUGAGACGAACGGAUCACACGGCGAGCAUGACUCCACGAGCAUCUAGGAGGGACUCGGAUGUCGUCCUGUCCAACUUCGGCCAUAAGGAACACCUCUUCAAGUGUCUCGUUAUUGGCGAUUACGGUGUCGGUAAAACUGCGCUGGUCAGAAGAUAUACGGAAGGGAAAUUCUCCUCGAAUUACAAGAUUACCAUAGGCGCCGAUUUUGCGAUAAAAACGCUCGAUUGGGAUCCACAAACUAAAAUAAACUUACAGCUAUGGGACAUCGCUGGUCACGAGAGAUUUGGAUACAUGACAAGGGUCUAUUAUAAAUACGCGGUAGCCGCGGCUCUCGUAUUCGACAUCUCACGAGUGGCGACCUUCCAGUCGAUGAAGAAAUGGCUGAACGAUCUCAGGGAGAAGGUCGCACUGCCAGACGGCUCGAGUAUACCAGUCGUACUCCUGGCGAAUAAAUGCGACAUAUCGGUCGCCGUGACCAACGAGCAGAUCUCUAAAUUCUGCAAAGAGAACAAGAUACACGCUUGGUACGCGACUUCCGCGAAAAACAACACCAACGUCGAAGCAGCGAUACGCUAUUUGGUGGAUAAGGUGCUAAAUUCGAGAUUCGACAAUGGUAUACGGGAUUCAAUUCAAUUACGGCAUAAGAGCACGUCAAGUCGCGAAAAAUCUAUGUGCUGCAAAUAGAGCGAUGUAUACAUGCAUGGACGAUUUAGAAUUAUUGAGAAUACACAAAUCAACGUCAUGAACAGAUAAUUGCGAGAUCAUCAAACACGGUGAUAAUAUGAUGAUAAAACAAAGCUACGAAAGUGUAUCGUUGAAAGAUUUAUAUACAUAUAUUGUCAUAGUCACAUUUGCUUUAUGUGAUAACCAUUGCCAUUAUCAUUUGUUAACCGCGCGUUUACAAUGUCCUCUUUAUAAAUUUAUGUAAAUAAAUUACAGAAAAUAACAUGAUGAACUUAUUAAUA